Anneissia japonica is the source of this 4348-nucleotide messenger RNA. RefSeq names its product exocyst complex component 4-like. The record is from RefSeq and is a predicted model, not a curated record. The transcript is spliced from 24 exons. Lineage: Eukaryota; Metazoa; Echinodermata; Crinoidea; Comatulida; Comatulidae. Gene Ontology annotation, biological process: Golgi to plasma membrane transport; chemical synaptic transmission; exocytosis. Bases 631 to 3645 code for a protein of 1004 amino acids. Gene Ontology annotation, cellular component: growth cone membrane; synapse; exocyst.
UUAGUAGUUAUUAGUCCUAGAAUUAAGAAGUUUGUUAGCGAUUGUUUUAAUAUGGUCUGGAUGUUGUGAUUAAGUGCUGAUGAACAAUCACGGUUUCAGUUUUGUUUCAAUUCUUAUUUUUUUGACGACGAUAAUAUUUUACAUGCUGUUAGUUCACCAGAUUAAACAAAUCGUCUGCUCCUGAAAUUUGAAUGUAAAUUGGACUAAUUACCCCUGUCACAAUUUUUACACCUGAAUAUCUAAAUGUACUUGAUGUAAAUUGCACACCAGCAUGGAACAAAUUCAUAGACAGGAAAACACUGUAGACCUGUAUAAUUAGCAGAAACAACUUACUUUCUUUUUCUAUGAUUGAGUAUAAAAAUUCUCAGAACCGCUUCAGGACGACACUAUGCAGUACUCUACUCUCUCUUUGAAUUGGGUUGUUGCUGAAACAUAAGCAGAAAUGGUGGUCACAUGGAAAUGGAAUUGAACAGGUUGAUGAACCGUUAAGUAAAGUUAUAAUAGAAGGAGCUGUAAACUGAGAACGGAUACAUCAGGAAAUCAACUUUCAGGCUGUCUAGUAACUUAUUCCCUACUAAACGCAGACUCAGUCAUCUAUCUGUUUGGAAUUUCCUAUUCACAAUAACUGCAAUGCAUAGUAGGGUAUAUAGGAAACCCUCUGUGAUGUCUGGAGCAUUGAGUGUCCAGAGUGGGGCCAACUUUUCCAGUGGGAUACGGGUGGGAAAGAGGAGAAGCUCUGCUUUGUCAGACCUGUUAUUCCAGUAUGACAAGGUAUCAUUCUUUCGUCUGAGGUGCCUGUCUGGGACAAGUCUGCUGAUGUCUGUCAUUCGUACACUGUCAGCAAGUGAGGACCAACAACAGCGAGAAGUAGAGAAAGCAAAGAUUGAAAAGGCCUACAGGGAGUGUGAUCAAAAACUGGACACUCUUAUUAAUGACAAUUAUGAAACCUUGACAAAGACCAUCCAAUCAUACAGUAGUAUAUCAGCUCGCAUUAAGUCCUCUCGUGAGAAAAUGCGUCAGGUGAAGGAGGACCUGACGUCGUGUAAAGAACUUCUGCACUGCAAGCGUGAUGAAUUGAGAAGACUUUGGUUGGAGGGAGUUGAACAGAAACGCAUACUUUCCAUGUUGGAUAAUCUGGAAAAAGUAAAGAAUGCACCACAGAAAUUAGAUUCCUUUAUUUCAAGGAAGUAUUAUCUACAUGCAACAGAACUUGUUACAGAAACUGUUGCAUCAUUGGAAGGUGAACUUGCAGGUGUUGAAGCUUUGAGAGACUUACGGAUAGAGAUGCAAGACAAGAAAGAAGAACUACAUCAUUCAUUGAUAAAUGAGCUCCAUAACCAUCUGUAUGUAAAGAGCGCCACCAACUUCCAUGCAGGUCUUCAGCGUGGAAGUUCAAUGCGUGUGUCAGGUGAAUUUGUGUCAUCGCCUGCCCUGCCUCACAAGCCAACUCUUAAGCAAGUAACUCAUGGAAGUAAACGUUUUAAGAAGCUUCAACUGCGAAACCGAGGUUUGGAAGUGCCAUCAACAGUAGAUGAUGAUAAGAUCACUGAGGACUUGAACUCCAAUCCUGAAGAAGACAGUGAACAUUUCAUGUCAGUGUUGAUAGAGUCACUGGCAUUAUUGAAGAAGAUUCCAGAUACAGUGGAGGAAAUAAAAUCGCGGAUGAACCAUGAACUGGCAAAUAUUGUCCAGAGGGCUACAACUGAAGUCGCUGAAAAAUUUUUCCUUUCACAAUACCCUUUUAGGAGUGCUAAACAAAGAGGAGAGAGUAUAGUGUUGAUGAACCAACCUAAGUUACUCCUUGAGCUACUGGAGCUGCUGUUUGAUCGGUUCCACUCUGUAGCAGUAGCCCACAUGUCAAUCCUAGGAUCCAUUAACAGACUCAAGGCUGGAUUCUCUGACAAUGAGAUGUACACAAUGGAUGAUAUUUGGUCACAGAUUCAAUCAGUGCUUCAGUUACAUCUCAGUAGCUACCUGGACAUGAAGAAUGCCACAGUAGACAACCAGGUUGCAGAUACAUUCUCAGAAAACACAACUAGCGAUAUUGGUAUGUUUUUUGCCAAGAGGAAAAUGAUGCGACCUAAACGACAAGUUCUGUUUCGGUUUGAAUCCUCGUCUCACGCCAUCAGCAUGAAUAACUACAUGCGUGAGCAGAAGAGAGAGUUUUAUGGGGCGGAUGGUAACGUGAAAGUGGAGGAGGACUGUGAGCAGAUGCAGAUGGUUUGCAAGCCCAGUGUUAAGAAUGUCAUUCAGGUUUACAGACCCCUUAGCCAGUUUAUCCACGACAUUGAAGCAGCUAUGAACUUAGACAGUGGGGGUCAGUGCAGUUUACGUAUCUUUGUCAGUGACUACAUUCAUCAUAUCUUCCUGAGCCACAUGCAGCAGGAAAUUGACAAGAAUAUUCAGACGGCAACCAGAGGAGGGGAUUCUGAUAAAGCACUCACAGACUUCACAACUCAGAAGGCAGUAGGUGCCGCGCAACCUUUGCUGCAGACGACGGUUGCCAUGGAGAAGGCAGUCUCAGAAUUAAAGGACAUGAUGACUUAUCUGCCAGACUAUGCUGAUCAGUUCCUCAACAUGAUCUGCAAGAUCCUCAAGGAAUAUAAAGACACUUGUCAUGCGAUGUAUAGAGGUAUUGUGCAACCAGAAACAGAGGAGAAGCGAAUGGUUAGUGCCACUUGGGUGAAAGACGAAGAUAUCAGCCGAUGUUUACGAUCACUGCCAAACUGGAUAAACUUACAAGAAUAUCGAAGGAAGGAUGUUAGAGAUAGUGAUGUGGAGACAAUUGAAGAUGUUAGAGAAAGAAAUGAAAAGGAGUCUGAUUUACUUGUCACAAACCUUGGAGACAAAUUACUGCAGCAGCAUGAAGUGCUACUUGAUGUCAGUGACCUCAGGCUUCUGGCUAAUCUACAUGAAAGUCUUGAAUGGUUUUCUGAAAGGAUACGAUCAUUUGCAGGUAGACUGCCCUCAAGUGGUGAAAACACAUUGGCAACAUCUGGAAUAGCUCCACUGGAGAUACCAGAGGUUGAUGGUAUAAACCUACAGAAUCUGAUAAGCCAGGCUAAGGAAUUCCAGGACAUGGCCCAGAUGUGUCUGCUAGUACUUCAUCUUGAAGUUCGACUUCAUUGCUUUUACUUUUUGAUUCCAGUUGUUAAACAGUCUAGUUACCACACCAGUGUGGACAGUGUAGAUCCUGACCAGAAUGUUGUUACGUUAAACAAGGAUCUAACGAGUAUUGAGGAGGCCCUGGUGGUGGCGCUGCAGUCUCACAAGUUCAAAUACAUCUUCGAGGGCCUUGGUCACCUGAUUUCAUUCAUUCUCAUUAAUGGUACCCAGUACAUCAAGAGGAUUAAUGAUAAUGGCAUAAAAAAGAUGAUCCGUAACAUCUUUGUACUUCAACUAAGCUUGACCAACAUUACAAUGUCUCGGGAAGCAGAUCUAGAACGUGCAAAACAGUACUACGAGUUAAUGUAUAAAUCAAGUGAUGAUAUUUUAAAUGGAAUUGUAGAACAAGGAGCUGUGUAUACAGAGUUAGAAUACCGUAAUGCUGUCAAUCUGCUAAACCGCAGCAACCCAGGAACAGACUCAAACCAACUCAAUAGACGAUUACAACGCCUUCAGGAAAUACUCUUGGAGGCUGUCUAAGCCUAGAAAAUAUAUAUUUGCAAUUAAUAAUAAAUAAUACUCAAUUGGGAAAGUGUGCUGAGUGGAGACCACAUUAGUGGUCAGUGAAACACAGUUUGAUGCAGCUAAGUGUGAGCACUCAAUGCAGCCCUUGUUGAGCAGGCCGUGUAGCUUUGGCUGCCAAUGCAGCCCAGUUUUAUCUUGUUGAUGGACCCAAACUUGAGCUGUUAUGGCAGCCCAGUUACAUACUGUAGAUAGCUGGUGGGGCUGUGGUGUGGUGGUUAAAAUGUUGCUUACAGCUUCAGGUCCUGGGUUCAAAUCCUAUCAAAAUUAGUAUUUUUUUCUAAAGACUGAAAACUAUUCCGCACCCUACAGUCUUAUGAAACUAUAGAGCAUCAUUUCCAGCCUGUAACUCACUCACUUUUGGAUGAGAAAUACAAAUGAACAAAAUGCAUAAUUAAUACUACACAAUAAUUAUUAUUGUUAUUACUGUAUUUUUUUUUUCUAUUAUUAACUUAAUAAACAUAUUAAAUGCUUUAAAGUUUUAAAAGAUUAUAGAUUAUAUUUUAUUUGAUACUCUUCAUUUUAAUAAACCAUGAAUAUCAAAAUGUCUACCCCUUUGUUUAUAGUAAUGUAAUAAUAUAUUUAUUUCCUCCAAUGUACAAAAUACAUAACAGUAAAUGUAUAUAACAACUAAUAAUACAACAAAAUAAAACUACUGGGA